This is a messenger RNA of Doryrhamphus excisus (bluestripe pipefish), 1539 nucleotides long. Its product is annotated as GTP-binding protein Rhes-like. Gene Ontology annotation, molecular function: GTPase activity; GTP binding. The record is from RefSeq and is a predicted model, not a curated record. Lineage: Eukaryota; Metazoa; Chordata; Actinopteri; Syngnathiformes; Syngnathidae.
CAUGAGUGUGUGAUAGAGUCAAGAGACUCAUAAAGUACCCAAAGAAGAAAAGACGAGGUUUGCUGCUUUAACUUACAACUUUGGAGCUCUUUCUCCUCUCGUCCAGGCCAGUUAGGUGUCCAGCAUGUCACUGGAGGUGAAGGAGAAGACACAGGUGCGUCUAGUGUUCCUGGGGGCUGCAGGGGUGGGAAAGACCGCCCUCAUCCGCCGCUUCCUGCAGGACACGUUUGAGCCCAAACACCGGCGCACGGUGGAGGAGCUGCACAGCAAGGAGUAUGACAUCGGCGGGGUCAAGGUCACCGUGGAGAUCCUGGACACCAGUGGCAGCUACUCCUUCCCGGCCAUGCGCAAGCUCUCCAUCCAGAACAGCGACGCCUUCGCGCUGGUCUACGCCGUGGAUGACCCUGAGUCUCUUGAGGCGGUCAAAAGCCUUCGAGAUGAGAUCCUGGAGAUCAAGGAGGACAAGUACACUCCCAUCGUGGUGGUGGGCAACAAGAUGGACCGCGAGCAAGAGCGGCAGGUGUCCAGCGAGGACGUUCUGUCCACAGUGGAGAUGGACUGGAACAACAGCUACCUGGAGGCCUCGGCCAAGGACAACGCCAACGUGGUGGAGGUGUUCAAGGAGCUCCUGCAGCAAACCAACCUGCCCAGCCGCCUCAGCCCUGCCCUACGACGACGCAGGGAGACUUUUCCUAAAGACACCAGCUUCAGACCCCCUAUGAACAAGACCAACAGUUGCAUUCUGUCAUAACAACACCUGUUAACUUUAAUGGCGGGACAAAAAUGAAGAGGUGGGAGUGGGUGUCAAGUGAGGAACACACUGAUUGAUCUCCAACAAAACACCAGACACUUAAGGCACCUUGACACUGAACUCAAGGAUGAAAGUGAGCAGCAUAAAUAUGGAAGACACAUUCAUUAUUUCUCAGUUACCUGAUUUGUGGUGUUUGCUACUUCCUGGGUGACAUUAUGCUACUGCUGUUAAGAUCAAUGUAAGGCUAUUAGAUGUCACGUGCAUCAAGUUUUCUGUGGGAAUUACAUAGACGUACAUACAAAUAUAUUCCCAGUUGUUGUAUCUUUCCUGUACAGUUUUUUUGGUGGCACAUGAUGUUUACAUCUAUUUGUACAUGUGAUUGUGCAUAAGUGACUCAUUUAAACUGUAACUCUUUGAAUUAUUGUUUUUCUAUAAAUGUUGGGGUUUUUACCAUCUCAUACAAUAUUGUGCUGUUAAACUUAAGCAAAUGUAAGUGGAUUGUGAAUCAAAAUAUGUAAUAAAAAUAUAUGAAGUCAUCUAAAAUGUGGUCUAUGUGCCAAAGACACAAACCAAAAGCACCAUGACUAAGACUUAAGAACCAGCUAUUGCACAAGCCAGGAGGAUAUUUAGUUAUUUGGCAACUCUCCACAUCCUUGCACAGCAUUGGAAAAUGUGUGUGUUUAAAUUUUAACAAAAGGUGAGUAAUUUUUUUUUAACAUUUAGGAACAUUUAACAUAGUUUACCAUUGAAAUAGUCACGUCCAUGUUAUGAAAAGCGCCACUCUUAGC